UCAGAAGCACCUGUUGCUCGCCUACCUGUUUUACUCGCUCUGCGGCACGGCGGCACCACUUCGUCAGUAGUGUGUUGUCUGGUCAGUACGUCGCGCGGCAUUGCAGCUGGGAAGACGUACGGAGAGCGCGGGCAGAUUCUUUUCGCGAUUUAAUUUGCGCGUGCGCGCACGCGCACGUUUGUCAACGAGUAAUCGUGUUUGUGAAAUCGCAAUCCAUGGACCGUGCGGAGAAGAUGCCUCGUCGUGCUGGCGUUUUCGGGACAUACGGCUGAGACCUUGGAGAAAGAGAGAGAGAGAGAAAAAGAGAAAAUUCGAUCUCUAGCCGUUUCUCUCGUCGCCGGCCGAAUCUGACGAUCGGACAAGGUUUGCCAUCCGCAGUUCACAAAGACGAUCAGAUCACCGAUUCUCUUCGUCGCCGUGGUAACGCUAGAAGCCACCGUCCAUCGUCGCGCCGUCUAACAUUCGCGACGCAUUUUGCGCCCGCGCUCCAACUCUCGAACGCGUAGUAUCGCUCUCGCACGGCGAGUCAAUUCCACGAAUUCGUGGAUAGGAAAGUCACGAGAUAAUACGUCGAAAUAAAUCGAUUGUUUUCUGCUUUCAAAUUUUCGGGUUUGGCGGGCAAUUGGUAAAAGAUACGACGAAAGAAAGGACGAAAAAAAAAAGAAAGAAAACCAAGAACGAUAGAAGUAUAGCAGUGGAUUUCUCGGAACAUUUGUCGCUUCGUGUUUUCGUCCGGGCGGAUCGGUUUGCGCGCGCGAAACUAUGCGACCAAAUUGACGACACGACGAAGAGAAGGAAAGCUGGAGAGAAAAAAAGAAAGAGGAGAGAGGAAGGGAGGGAACGAGCGAGAGAGAGAGAGAGAAAGAAGGAAAGCGAGUCGCGGUAAGAACGCCGCGGCGACCGGUUGAAGCCGCGGCGCGGCGCGAGAAUAUGCGCGAGAGACGGAUCUGAGCGCGAGCGAGCCAUGGAGGACGCAGCAGCAGCAGCGGCAAGCACGCCGGGGCAGGAUACCUGCUUCGGGGCGGGCAGCGUGGCCGGGGCCGUGAUCGGGACCUUUCUGACGACGAUCCUUCUGCUCGCAGUCGCCGCGCUUCUCUACAGGCAGUGGCGCCGACAUAAAAGUAAACACUUGGUGUUAGUGACAGAUCCUGAGAUCGCUGAGGAUGCAUACGCCUUCGAUAAUCCUUGCUUCAAGGAUGCCACGCCAGCAGCGACCAGCCGCGUCACGGAGAGACCGUCAUCGACUGUAUCCGGGGACACACCCGCGAAGGAUUCCACUCGAUGGUCCACACCCUGGACGUCCCUGGGCCUUGGAUCAGCAAUCCGUAGUGAUAAACGCCGAACUCUCGAUGAUUCCUGCGUCGGUCCCAAGGCCACCAGGGUCAGCGUAGUUAAUCUGCGUAGCCGUGACUUUACAGGCUUGGGUUUUAACGUCUGCGGCAACAUGAGGGAGGGUAUCUUCGUCAAGGACCUGUUGCACCGCGGACCUGCAUCCGAAUCCGGACGGAUACACCCUGGUGAUCGUAUCUCCAGCGUGAAAAUCAGCUUCCGCAACAUGGUAUACGAGGAUGCAUUGACGAUUUUGAGUUACGCAUCGCCAUACGAUGUGGAACUGGAAGUGGAGAGCGGUGGCAGCGGUUCUAAGCCAGCGACCUUGCUGAAGAAAAGCGUAGGUCCGAGUCCCACAAGAAUUUGCCAUCCUCUCUACAGGAGCCAAUCAAUCCCGGAAAUGUCGCGGGUUCAUAAAAGCGUUGCAAAACGGCUCUUUAUAGCUGAUCCAAACGAGUCCGUAGGCUCCAAUUAUUCAAUGAUAAAUUCGACCGUAAAAUCCUCAAAAUCGAUGCCGGGUAGCGGUCAGAGUCUCGAGAGGCGUCACGACGAGGCGAAGAACAAUCAUCAUCACAAAUUCGGCAUCAAGGUAUUGCCGGCACUGGACGGCACCGUACAUCGUAUCGAGAACCAGAACGAGCACAAUACAAAUCUGGAGAGAAAGCACUCGCGCAAGAUGGACGCGGAAAAGUCGCUGACAAAUAGGCAAUCUGCGACUUUGAGUGACGCCGACGAAAAGAAGCUCUGUAACGAGCGUCUUCAGCAACACGCGGACCACAGCGUUGUUCCGACAAGAAUCACCGUUGUUAGCACCUGUAGCGUCGACGUACCGGACAAAAGUGACAAGAAUGUCGACGGGGGGGGACUCAACAUACCAUCUGAGGUACCAACAGAGGUGCACAAUGCGGCUAUAGCGGCUCGCAGAAAUCGAAAGAGUAGUUCUGAACCCCUGAAUGUACAGCCCGAUUUCGAUGCCGCUAAGAGUCCUCAGAAGCGGAAGGCACCAGCGCCGCCGAAAAAUCAAAUCGAAGUAUUAUCCGCAAAGAAAGACGGCAUAGACACUAUCGAUAGCAUCGUCGACUACACGGAAUUGUUGUGCGAUUACGUGAACAAGGCACGUGAAAACACUGACGCCGCCGCGGAUGCCCGAAGGCAUCGUCUGGAGAAUCAACCGAUUAACAGACGGAAUUCUGAGUCAGAUACUGACAAUGAAAUGCAGAACAACUUUACAAUCGAGUUGAAUUCAGCAGACAUCACUAUUCAUCGCACGCCCGUGCCAGAGGCGGACGACAAUGAGGACGAGGAUGACAUGUAUAGGAAAGCAGCCAGCCUGGGUGAUCUGUCCAAAUACGAGAGCAAGACCGCGACGACCCUGGAGAGAGCGCAGAGUCUCGACAUGAGCGCCGAAACCGGGGCGAAGAAGCGCAAAGCGCCAUUGCCGCCCGAGGACAUCAACGAGUCCACAGAGGAUCUUACGAAACUCGAUCAGAUCGAUACGUUUGAUCGACGGAAGCUAAAGAAGUCGAAUGAGUGGGGCACUCUGGAAGACGUGAUCUGGAGUGAAACUGUCACCGAAGCGGAGGAGAAGACACUUGGGAAAGCGCGUACGAGGAAAAAAAGCAACGGCACUUUGGAGCGCUCCAAAUCCGCUGUAGAGAUCAAGCUGAAAGAAGACGUCAUCACUGCAACGGCGACGGCAGAUGAUAUGUUGGAACACAAAAAGCCCAACGAUAAGGAUUUAGAUCAGCAGGUCGACAGCAUCGAAUUAUACAACCUGCCGUUAAGCAAGCGAUUGACCGAGGAGUUCAUUCGCACCGAACGAAUGUUUAAUCCGGACGAGGACAAUUCCUUGGCCAGAAUCGUAAACGAUGGUCAGGUGGUGAAGAGUCCGACCCCAAGGGAAGUGGACCUAGAAUUUCAGUUGGCUGAGGAGAAACGAUCUUCCGAGAAAAGCAAGCGCGAGGUAGAUGCCGAAAACGAACUGGAUAGUAGUUCUAUGUCGGAAAAGUCGGAGGACUUUAGUCGCGCUUUGCGCUAUUUCGAGCUGCACGCAAGCGGUUCACCGACAUCUUCGGAAUCGAUGACGAAGAUCAACCUGACGCGAUUGGACGAGCGGAAGGAAGAAAGAGCACCCAUUAACGACGCGUCGCUUUACGCCGGUAGGCAGGCAGUUGUGGAAGAACCCAUCUUAAAAGUGACCGUAGAUAGACCGCAUUGUCGCGGCUGCGAGGAUAGGUGCAGCCAACACAGCGCCGACUGUAAGCAUGAGAAGCACGCCGAUCGACAACAUCGCGUGACCGUGCGAUCAUUUUCGGAGGACAACAGGACGACGUCGGGAGAGAGUACCGAGAGAGAAGUGGAACGGACAUCCACACCGACGCAUUUACGAGUGCAUGCGUCCAAGUCGGAAUCAUUGGCUGGGCGCGACCAAUUUCAAGACAGAGAGAAAAACGCAGAGGGUAAGAACGGCGAGACUUUCUCCACGUUUCAAACGCAUCGAACGAAGUUUGAACAGCAGAGUACAGAGAACCAGCAGCGCGACUCACCGAUCAAGACGAAAUCACUGACCGACUCCACGUUCGCUGAUACGCACUUUGCUAGACGCAUCAUCAAUGUUUCGAGUCGUAACGAGGACGACGAGGAGGAAGAGGAUGAGUACGAGUUCAGUUCGAACGUGACGGCGAAUAGUAAAAGCCCGUCUUCACCUAAGGAAGACCGUCAUAACAUCAGCAGCAUCAGUGUGUCGAGCGGCGAAAACAGCGAAGAUAGCGGUCUGGUCCGAGAGUCAAUGGACUAUAACAAUGCGCAGAAUACAGAGAAUCAUCCACCUUUGCCUAAUACGCCUGUACCGUCGAACGUUGCCCAAAAAAUGACCUACAUCACGGAGAUCAAAGUGUCGCCUAACAGGGAGAGCAUUCGCGAGAUCGACAGCGAGAACGAGGAAAUAACGACGGAGACUAAUGGUGAAUCGCGGAAGUUAGCGCGACACGAGAUCAAAGUGACAUCGAACGGCAAACCUACGUCCGGUAAGAAACCCCCGGUACCGCCGAGACGAUCGGACAUGACGAAGAGCCCGAGGGAAGAUCGAACAGACAAGCAGGUCGUCUACGUAUCCGAGUAUAAAUCUGCGGCAGGCAAGGGAGCCCAGAUCUUGGACAAGCAUCCAGGAACAGAAGUCAAACAAUCGGAGAACAAGAAGUUUGAGCACUGGAUCUUCAGGGCUGACAAAGAGCAGAAUCGCUGGACUCCCAGUUCCGGCCAACCACAACCCGUGACGAACAUCAUGUUCUCAUCCAGGGAUGAUACGAAUUAGAAUGUUCGCGAUCCUCGAUUUUUUUAUGAAAUGCGAACAGAAAUAAUUAUAUAUUACUUAGCUUAAGAGAGAUAUCUUAUUUGAAAAAUGUAGGAUAUUUCUUCGUUAUGCGACAUUUCUUUACGAAGACGAAAAACGAUUGUAUCGAUUAAGGAUGUAUUAUCUGUAUAGUUUUUUUUUGCAAAGAAAAUUGAAAUUGGAAAUGUGUUAACAUUUAUAUUUUAAAUAAAGCAUAUGCAUAUGAAAGUUGUGUGAAUAACAUAUAUUUAUUUAACAACACAUUUUUACAUUUUUAAAGUUCACACAUUUACUUUACUAUUAAAAAUUAAAUUAUUUUAAUCACAAUAACAAAAGUACCAAUUCUUUUGUGUAAGAAUUUUAAGUAUUCAAGAUUUAUGUAAAAUUUUAUUGCGAUUCUGAGAUUAGUAAUUGUUCUGUAAAUAAACAAAUAAAUUUUACUUAUUUACAAAACAAUCUUUAUAUCGCAAUAAAAUUUCACGUAAUUUACAUACAUCUUGAACUUCAAAAAUACUUGUAUAAUAAUUUAAAAUCUUUUAAUUUCAAAUUUAAUUUCAUUAUUUCUUAAUUUCUAUUAAAUCAAUUUCUAUUUCCUAUUAAAAUAAUCCAAGUAAAAAUCAUCAAAUUUUUUCUAUUAUUUUCAAAUACAAUAUAAAACGUUCUGUAAUGUUUUCCAUAUUUGAACACAUACGUAAUAUAUCCUUAAUAGAAAAGCAAUUGUACUGUUAACAAAUGUUCUUCAAAUGUCCAGAAAACAAAGUACUUUUGGAUAAUGUCCUUUCUAAGAUUCGAAUGAAAAUUUCGAGUAAAAGGACCAUGUGUGUCAUAACAAUAGUUUUAAACUAAAUAAUAUUUUUAUAUUGAUGUAUAUAUUUUUUGCAUCAAUUUCUAGACUUUUUGUUUUUUGACAUUUAGCUUUCUUUUCAUGAUGUUCAGUCUUCAAUUCAAUUAGACCUCAAAAAAAUUUUAUUAUGAAAAGUAAGUAAUAACAUGUAAAAAUCUGAAAAGAGAGAAUGAUUAACUUUAUGUCACGUAUGUGUUGAUGCAGUUCUUAAAGUGAUUGAGACAUUUCUCUACGUGUUUUACACAUAGUAUAUAUUAUAUGUAAAUACAUUCCCAAACCGCACAAUUAGAUUCAAAAUACACUUAAUAAAUACAGUUAAAUCAAUUUUAACGUAUUUUAAACAUAAUAAAUUUAAAUGUUUAAGCUGCAAAUUAAACAUUUAAAUUUUGGUACGUUUUCUUAAAUUAUUUAAUCCUUUUGCAACGACAGCAUUGACCACCAUUACGCCACGAGUCUGUGUAUUAUGCAACACAUAAAACAGUUUAACAAUUGGCCACUUUAGUUCGCCGCAAAAAAAUAAAAUAUUUUAAUGUUAUAUAUAAUUAUAAAUCAGAAAGUAAUAAAAUUGAACAUUUUAUUAUAAACGCACAGUAAUAUACUUUUCAUAUUAUCAAUAAAACCACAGGCGGCCAUUAUAGUGGUCUUUUAUACAUAACAGUAAAGUAGCUAUUAUAGUGCCUUUCGGAAUAAAAGAUUUAUUAAAUGUUAUAAAAACGUUUUACAAGUCUUUAUAAUGUUCAUUUUUAGUUAAUGCAAAAUACUGUUCUUAUACGUCAAUCAUAUUUUGGCGGUUUAAUAAAUGUUAAAAACGUUUGAAGGAUAAACAUGUUUAUACAUCAUAAAAACAUAGUUAAAUGUUUUUUAAACAUUUAAACGUGUUUCAAUAUGAUCUGCUUGGGAAUAUGUAUGCAGGAAAAUUUCUUUCAUGAUUUUACUAAGAAGUUUUAUCCUUCAAACGGAAAGAUAUCUUCAUUUGAAGUGUGAAUAUGUAAAAUAUUCAAAAUUGUAACAAUUUUUUUAGACGAAGAGAGAAACGUGAUAUUAUAUCUCAGAUUUUUAUAUCAAUUUGUAUUUAAUUUGUCUUCUAAUUUUGUGUAUGUAACUUAUAUUAGUAUUUUUAAAAAAAUCAAAAAUAUUUUGGUAAUAUAAGUGUUGCUGCAUUGCUAAUACAAAUAAUAUAAUGAAAUUGGUCUAAGUAUGUUUGCAAUAUCUACACACAUUUUAAAUCACUCGGAAAUUAAUUAAAAGACAUCCAUUAUGUCGAUAAUAAAUACGAGAUGUAUCGUGCGAGAUAAUCAGUAAAGUGCUGAAAAACUGCGUGCCAUAAAGAAUAAUUAUAAUUAGAGGAGAUUACUUGAGGUAGAAUUGAACUGUAAACGUGUAUGUAAAAUUUAAGGAUUUACAGUGCGCGUUAUACAUAUAUCAUGAUCGAUCAUUGUACGAAUAGAUAAUACUUGUAAACGUGAUAAUCGUAUUUUUAUUCCAAAUAUUUUGCAAUAAUUGUAUCGUACAUAAAUGUAGGCCAGUGUUUUAAACGUGUACGUGUGACUAGCAAACUUAACGCAUUUUAUGAAAGAUAUUAUGCAUUGUUCGUUAACUUUUACUCUCCUUGUUUUCAAUCAAAAUAAUUUUUAAUAGAGUAUUAUUAGAAUUUAUUAACAGAAUAUAUAAUGAGAUGGUACAUAAUAUCCUAAUUUAUCUAAAAACUGGCAAGAAAUUUUUAUAUAUAUUUUACGUAUAAUAGCUUUCUCUCCUUUUUCAUUUUUUAAUUAUUUAAUAUUUUUAAUUAUUUAAUAUUAAUCAUCGUACUCUUAUUGCGCAUGUGCUGAAUGUGAUUAUUCCAUUUUUUGUUGAAUAUCAUUUUUAUAUUACGUUUAUUUCAAGAGUGACUCAAAAUGAAAUAAUCACAUUUAAUGCCAAAUGUAUAGCGAGAACGUAAAGUUUUUUUAUUUGUAUCCUUUUAAUUUUUAAAUAUGUUACGAUUAUUCCCUCUGUGGAGAUAAAAAAUCAAAUUAUUAUCUUAUUGUUCGCACUUUGAAUAUUUUAUUUUAGUUAAGUAUCUUAUGUCAUUCUAUACGUCCAUUACGAUAUAAUUAAUAUCGUCAAUAAGACGUUUGUAAUCAAAUAACAGACCGUGUAACAAUAGACCGCGUAGCAUGUAAGCAAAAUAAUUUGUAAAUCUGAGACUUUAUAUAUAUAUAUAUAUAUAAUGACUUUUUGUUUAUUAACGUACUAACAUUUGUGUAACUCGUAAUUUUAUAUGUAAUCGUUCAUACAUACGAGUACCAUUCGUAUGAGCUACCAAGUAAAUGUGAGUAAUUAAUAAAAUCCUAUGCAUAAUUGUAUUAUUCGCUUCAAAUAUAUUGAUGCUCAAGUAAAUAUUGGGCACGUUGAAAUUUUAUUUUCAAUGGUAUGUAAAAAGAAGAGCGUGUUUUUUUGUUGUAUGAUCAGAAUGUUUCUUUUAUAGCAUCUUGCAUCGUGUCUUUUUAUUGUUAUCCGAUGUUCCUCGAAAAGUCAAUAGAAAUUGUAAAAUAUAUGGAUUUACUGUAACGCGCUAUUGACAUCAAGAUAUAAAUGUUUCACCUUGUACAAGUAUAUGCUGGUAUCAUUAACUAUUAUUAAAGAAGCGAUGUUAUUGUUAAUUGACGCAAGUCAGUCAUCGAGUCUUUCUUGUGUGUACGUUAAAUGUAAUAUAAUUUAUUUCAAGACUAACAUGUUGGUAACAUAUUGUCUAUAAUUUGUUAGUAACAAAUGUAUAAAGUUUUAAUAAAUAAAAGUAUAUAUUUUUAGA
Messenger RNA from Monomorium pharaonis (pharaoh ant), 8295 nucleotides. RefSeq lists its product as uncharacterized. The record is from RefSeq and is a predicted model, not a curated record. The transcript has 4 exons. NCBI's taxonomy places the organism in Eukaryota, Metazoa, Arthropoda, Insecta, Hymenoptera, Formicidae. Gene Ontology annotation, molecular function: protein binding. Bases 965 to 4642 code for a protein of 1225 amino acids.